AAUGCAAAGAAAAAAAAGUAGAUAACUCCCAGUGUUGAAGUGGUUGCAAUUUUCAACCAUGGCCAUGGCAAUCUCAUCAACCAAAUUACCAUCUUCCUUCAUAUUAGGAACCCCAUCACUUCACUCUACAAACCACCAAGUUUCAUUUCUUCAAAACCAUAACUUGAAUUUAUCAUCAUCACUUCACAAGAAGAGAGUCUCCUUCACUGUCCAAGCAGUCAAAACUCCUUCUGGUGUUGAAUUUCCAAAAGUACAGCCUAAGUUUAAACCACCAUUUCUUGGGUUCACAAAGACAGCAGAAAUAUGGAAUUCUAGAGCAUGCAUGAUUGGACUCAUUGGAACUUUCAUUGUAGAGCUUAUAAUACACAAGGGAAUACUUGAAGUGAUUGGAGUUGAGAUUGGAAAAGGUCUUGAUAUUCCUCUUUGAUUAAUCAUGUAAUGUAACUAUUGUCACAUGUAUUUCAGUUAAUUUUUUUUUUUAAAAGGUUGUUAUAAGAACAUGUUUUCUCAUUUCUAGUCAUUUGGCUACAUCAAAAUUUUGGCUUAAGAGAUGCCAAUACAAUUGUGAAUGGGGUGU
Molecule: messenger RNA, 577 nt
Organism: Vicia villosa (hairy vetch)
Lineage: Eukaryota; Viridiplantae; Streptophyta; Magnoliopsida; Fabales; Fabaceae
Product: light-harvesting complex-like protein OHP1, chloroplastic
Exons: 3
Coding region: 59-427 (122 amino acids)
Source: RefSeq, a predicted model, not a curated record